GUGUGAGAAACUUUUGUCCCAUGCAGAAUAAGAACAAAACGUCGACUUUUCCAUCAAAUCUUCUUCCGGCAGCCGAGAUGGCAGAGCUGAGUCUGGAGUGUCCAUUCUUCCUCAGACUUCUUGUCUUCAUAGGGUUGUUGGGACGCAUCUUGGGACAACAAACAGACCCAUGCAGUGACGAAACUCGUCCCAUGGUGAUGACAGGCUAUACCGGUAGUUUCUCCAGCCCCAACUACCCCCUAGUGUACCCCGUACGGGUAACAUGCAGCUGGCGCGUGAUGAGCGCACGUCCAGGGAGACAGCUCUGGUUGGUCUUCGACGAUCUCUUCAACAUAGAGGAGUAUACAGAUUGCAACUAUGAUUACCUAAAGAUUUAUGAUGGGCCAAACGACAGCUCCCCAUUAGUGAAGAACCUGUGCGGGGAGUCCGCACCACGGCCCAUCAACCUCAGGGGGAACGUGGCGUUCGUGAAGUUUAAAUCAGAUCAAGCCAUCACCAGGCCUGGGUUCAGGCUCACCUGGCGCACCUGUCCGCCCAACUUGCUGCAGUGUGACGAGGGCAGCACAUGUGUAGGCGCAGCGGAUCAGUGCAACAUGCGGCAGGAGUGUCAGGACUGGAAGGACGAACUGAACUGUAAUUAUGAUCAAGCCUGUGGAGAACACAUCUCGACAGAUGGCCCCGGUAACAUCACCACUUUGAACUACCCCGUAUUUUUCCCUCCGGGCUUGAGUUGUACCUGGAGCAUCGUGGCAACCCAAGGCAAGCGGCUGCGGGCGAGCUUCACAGGGCUGUUUGACGUGCCUUGUCCCACUGCUGUUAACGUUACCGAGGUGAGCCUCAAUGGAAAUGUACUCAAUGGUACUUUCACAUUCUGUGGCAGUCAGACACCUCCCGACAUCAUCGUAACUACCAAAGAACGGAUAAAGGUCAACUUCCAACCGCCAAUGGAGGCUCCUGGGAAGGGCUUUGCCCUACACUGGGAAACAAUCUGCCAAGAGAACUACUUCUCCUGCCCGGAGGGAUUCUGCCUCAGACCAGAAAAGGUUUGCGAUGGGAAUGAUGACUGCCAACAAGGAGAAGAUGAGAGUUACUCCGUGUGCUCAGGGCCUACUACACUUCCUAUGAUGACUACUGCCACAGACAGACGCCCUGGGACUGAGAUGACACCAACAGGCAACGAUGUCACACCUGGAAAGUGGUCUAACCACACCACUCCACAGGAUAGUGCCGUCAAUCAGAAGACCAUGGUAGGUGCUGCUUCAACACAAAGUGGCUUGAUUCACACCCCAACCGAGUGGAAAGGUACUCCAAAGGUUUCAACUGCGACACCUCAGGCUUGGAAUGGUGCCCUGGGAAGCAGUGAUGCGACACCUCAGGAUUGGAAUGUUACACUGGAAGGUAGUGACAUCUUCACAACACCGCCACUUGACUCGUACCCCAGACACCUGUGCUAUUCGUGCCAUGAUGACGGAGCCUGUGCCAGGCCAGUGAACUCCUCUCUACCCGUCACCGAAUGUUUUGAUGACCAGGAUUGCUGGGUUGAGCGCAUCCUGGGUCCUGGGAAGGGGAAGGAGAGGAUCGUGUACCGCAGGGGGUGCGGCUCGCUCUGUCCGGACCACUGGAAACAGGAGGACUGCACGGACGGAUGGAUACGGGUGUGUCGGCUGUGCUGUAACGGGAACCUCUGUAACAGCCAGCUGCUGAGCGGAGACGACAACCACUUCGCCAACCAGGUGUCCGAGUCCAACAUGGCUGAGUCCCAGGAACCCAACUGGAUCCCCGUCAUCGUGGCAUCUCUGGCUGCUGUUGGCAUCUUCACUGCCUGAACCUGGAGAAUAUCGUUUGCACCUCGUGUCUGUCAUAUUUUCUAGAACUGACGCCGAGGAUGUUUUUGUUGCUUUUACCAAUGCAACGCAGAUGAUUGCUUCUUACUUGAAUUAUAGUUUCUUUUACACAAUACACAUGCAAUAAUUGUAUAGCAAGGUUGUAUUUGAUAUCUUUCAGUUUGAUUACUUUCCAUGUCGUUCUAAAACAGGUCGUUUUAUGGUAGAUUCCCCAUCCCAAAAUGUAAAAGCUAGACGUUAUUACAAUCCCUUAGCAGUAUACACUGGGAUAUAGCACAAAAUCCGUCAUACAUGAGUGUAUCGGUAUAUGUUCGUGCCGAUUUAAGAGUAUCUUAUCUUACAGUGUAGGGCACAGGAGCCAACACUUGUAGGAUGAACAUUUCACUCCACAUGGUAUAGCCUGCUAUUCUAAUUCUUUAAUCUGAAUGGUAACGAGAACUUUUGUAUUUGGUGCAUCGUAACAAAACAUAGACAAUGACAUGCUUAACUGAACAUGUGUGUAGCUAAUUACUUGUCUAAGAUUUCCUGAUUGUAAAGAUAGAUAUGUUGUGCAUAUUUUUUUCGUAUAAUUGGAGUAAACAAGCAUAUAGGUGGUCCAGGCGUUUUAUCAAACCUCAUUAAGUCUUAAUGGAGUAUACAAAACAAAGUGCCAAAAAUACUCAACUGCAUUUGGAUUGCUUAAAGUGAUUGAUACUCCGGUAAGAGCGGAUUAUCAUGGAAGGAAUGUUCAAUUUAGCUCGGCCAGCAAGUUACCUUUGUUCUCUAUAAACGCCUUGUUUCAUCAAAUUGCUAAGGUUCAUUUAUUGACAUUACAUAUUAGUCACCAGCGCAACAACUACUAACGUGAAACAUGCGGAGAAAUGUGAGAUACGUGAGAAACGUUUCGAACCAACUGGCAGUAAGCCUUGGCUAUUUCAUCAGAAGUCUCCUGCUUGCAGCAGAGAUGGGUGCUAUGGGCGGAGACAUGGGAUAUAUCGUCCGAAUUGUUUUCAUCCUAGGGUUCCUUGGUUGUAUCAUGGGACAGACAGGUUAGUUUGUAACACAAGAAUCGUUUGUCUGUUUUAUUUCAUUACACACUCGGGUGACUUAUAAUCAUGCAUGCAUUAGAGAAGUAUUUUACUAACGUUGUUCCAUUCUUGAGGGGAUAUCAUCUUGGCAAUCUUUGCGACCAAAUCGUGAUACCGGUGACUCCAUAUUCCUUAUGCGAUCAGAUAAUUCAGAUGAUUUGUGAUAAUAUACUUUUAUUUACAACUGUCUUAUUAAGAAGCGAGAGGAAGUUAAACCUGUGCAUAUAUCCUAUUGGUCUCUGUAUAUGAAGGAUACAAUUUCUUAUAUAAAAUAUGUGCCUUAUUGCUACGACCUGGACUUAGCCUGGUAGAGCAUAAACGUAGAAUAAAGGUCUUCAUCCAUUCAUAAGCUUGGCAUUGCGUGCGCAGAUUGUAUGUGACUUCCGCGACGACAGGAAUGUCAUGAUGCCUUCUUGGCAGGUCAUCAGACAACUUUCAGAGUCGAGAGUCGAUCUCGUCUUCUUAGGCCUGGCUGAUAGCUUCGUCUUUAGAUAAAGUAACAUCAGGGCAUCGUUGCCAAGUGAUAAAUCGAAAAAUUACUGCAGCGGCAACAACAUUGCCUCCCACCUCGCGACCAUCAACAGUGGUGUAUAUUUGCGGAUCGAAUUGUUUGGCAAAUUCCUGUUGAAUUAAUUGAGGAAAAUUGGCAUCGAUCGUUUUUAA
Messenger RNA from Branchiostoma floridae (Florida lancelet), 3574 nucleotides. Its product is annotated as tolloid-like protein 1. Bases 21 to 1826 code for a protein of 601 amino acids. The record is from RefSeq and is a predicted model, not a curated record. Gene Ontology annotation, molecular function: protein binding. Gene Ontology annotation, biological process: negative regulation of inflammatory response. The transcript is spliced from 11 exons. Lineage: Eukaryota; Metazoa; Chordata; Leptocardii; Amphioxiformes; Branchiostomatidae.